AUGGCGUUACUCACCCAUGUGCUGGCAUGUGUCUUUGGGACAGGGUCUUGGAUGGCCAUCAACGGCGUGUGGGUAGAGCUCCCCUUGCUGGUGAACAAACUCCCUGAAGGCUGGUACCUUCCUUCCUACCUCAUCAUCAUCAUCCAACUGGCCAACAUCGGGCCUCUUUUCAUCACCCUCAUGCACAAGCUAAAGCCUGGCAUGCUGAGCGAGGUGCCUGUCAUCUGCGUGGUGGUUUCUGCAGGAGCUGUGGCCUGCUUCCUCUUGGCUUUCUUCUGGGAUUAUAUCACACCUGUGGCUGGACGGAUGCACAGCACCCCCUUCUUUAUUCUGGCCUUCUUCCUAUCGCUUGUAGACUGUACCUCUUCUGUCACCUUCUUACCUUUCAUGGCACGGCUCCAUCCUCGCUAUGUGACUACUUUUUUCAUUGGUGAAGGACUCAGUGGCUUAAUCCCAGCUCUUUUUGCCUUGGCCCAGGGGGCAGGAAUUGCAAAGUGUGUCCAGGUGGAAGCCCCAGAGAAUGCAACAGUCAGCAACACAACCUUGCGGAACAUGACUGCUGAAGAUGUCCAUCACCACAUGGCAACUCGGUAUUCUCCUGCUAACUUCUCCAGCAUGGUCUUCUUCAUCAUCCUCUCCGUCAUGAUGUUUUCCUGUCUUGUGGCCUUCUUCUUCCUCAACCGGUUGCCCAAGGUGUGGGAGCUUUCGAAAGAGAACCUCUGUGCCAGUGACAUCACUCUCAAUGCUAUCCAUAAGAUUCCUGUGGAUGGGCAAGGACCAACAAAUGUAGGGUGCUUCUCAACCAUUGAUGCAAAAGUGCCAAGCACCACCAAAGGAAAAGAUGAUAAAGAUCCGGGAACAGCUGCCUACUCCCAGACCAAGUUCAUCUUCAUAUACCUUCUUGUGGCGUGGGUGAAUUCAUUGACUAAUGGGGUCCUCCCCUCUGUGCAAAGUUACUCAUGCUUGCCUUACAGUAGCAUGGCCUACCACCUAGCUGCCACACUGAGCUCCAUAGCCAACCCUUUAGCAUGCACCGUUGCCACAUUUCUGCCCAGCAGGUCUCUCCCUGUCUUGGGUGUCUUGACAGCCACUGGAACAGCCUUUGGGGCCUACAACAUGGGCAUGGCUGCCCUGAGCCCUUGCCCUGUCCUGCAGCACUCAACCUGGGGGGAUGUUCUCAUUGUGAUCUCCUGGGUCUUCUUCACUGGGACGCUGACUUAUGUCAAGGUGAUGAUGGGGGUGAUCCUUCGAAGCCACAGCCACAGCGCCCUCGUGUGGUACGGAGCGGUGGAGCAGCUGGGCUCCCUGCUGGGAGCACUGACCAUGUUCCCUUUAGUGAACAUCUACAGCCUCUUCAAAUCGGCAGACUUCUGCAGCUUCCAGUGCCCAGCAUGACCUCAGAAGGAAACAGGGGCUCCAUUGGUCAACCAUCAGGCCCUUGACUAGU
Messenger RNA from Sceloporus undulatus (fence lizard), 1447 nucleotides. RefSeq names its product solute carrier family 52 member 3 (gene SLC52A3). Gene Ontology annotation, cellular component: plasma membrane. The transcript has 3 exons. The coding region runs from base 1 to 1395 and encodes 464 amino acids. The record is from RefSeq and is a predicted model, not a curated record. Gene Ontology annotation, molecular function: riboflavin transmembrane transporter activity. Gene Ontology annotation, biological process: riboflavin transport. NCBI's taxonomy places the organism in Eukaryota, Metazoa, Chordata, Lepidosauria, Squamata, Phrynosomatidae.